Penaeus vannamei (Pacific white shrimp) is the source of this 1120-nucleotide messenger RNA. Lineage: Eukaryota; Metazoa; Arthropoda; Malacostraca; Decapoda; Penaeidae. The record is from RefSeq and is a predicted model, not a curated record.
GCAUAGUGUCAGCUUGUUGGGCUGCUUUGGUGUACCACGGCAAACAAGGUUAUGUUGAUUAUACAAGGAGUAUCAUCCAAACUACUAGAAAGAUAGAAGAAGGGUGUCGCAACAUCAAAGGAGUCUUUGUGUAUGGCAAGCCAGAAGUAUCAGUUGUUGCCUUAGGGUCCAAUGACUAUAACAUCUAUCAGCUCUCGGAUAGAAUGGGCAAGAGAGGCUGGAAUUUAAAUGCUUUGCAGUACCCUGCUAGCAUCCACAUUGCAGUGACAGUCCUGCAUACCCAUCCAGGUGUUGCUGAGCGUUUCAUCAAAGACAUAAACGAAUUGUCUGCAGAGCUCCUUGCAAACCCACCAAAAGAUUCUGGUGGAAGUGCAGCAUUGUAUGGAAUGGCUCAAAGCAUCCCAGAUCGAUCUCUUGUGGGGGAGAUGGCAUGGUGCUACCUGGAUGCUGUAUAUUCCACCAAAAUAUCAAAGAAGCCCACUAUUGAGUAGGCAGCUCACCAAGAGAAUAAGAAGCAGUAUGGAAGAAUAUGGAAAUUGGCUCUUUACAUGGCAGUGUAUUUUCAGGAAGUAAUUUACUGCUCGUUUCCAAACUAUCAUUAACAGUUGUUAUAUAAUAUCACUUGUAAAGGUUUAACAAGAAACAGUAAAGGAUGUCAAUUAAAUGAAGUACAUUGUAAUUUUGGCAAGUUUGAGAGUAUCAUAAGCAAUUAUUCUGGUAUUUAGUGUAGCCAGGAUGUGGUAUUAACAUUUUAUGUUAUUUUUACACGGUUUUGUAAUGUGAAGUAUUUUAUGAGAGUACAGAGGGAGUUGUGUUUCAGCUCAAAUUUAGAUUAGCAGAAAGAUGAUCAAUGCACCAGAGAGAACUGAUGUAUUUACUUCAUAUAGAAAAUAGUAUUGAUCGUCAGAUGAAAGUACCAAAGUCUAAUUGUAAGCUUGUUUGAUAUCUAAAGAUCACAUAUAAACCAGAUGAGAGAAAAUAUUUAGAAUAAAGAUAAUUAAAAGACCAUUUUAUGUAUUGUACCCUUAAGCUAAAGUAUGACUUGAUUCAGAGUGCACUCUGUAUGUAAUUAAAUUCAAAGCAUUAAAAAUAUUUUUAGAAAAUGAAAACUAUUGUCUCA